This is a messenger RNA of Gongylonema pulchrum, 732 nucleotides long. The record is from the annotation of a GenBank genome assembly. NCBI's taxonomy places the organism in Eukaryota, Metazoa, Nematoda, Chromadorea, Rhabditida, Gongylonematidae.
AUGAUUUCUGUGAUGAACGGUAUCAAUAAUCCGGCUUCGUUCGGCUUCUCCGGAAGUUUCAUGGACGCUAAACCGUUCUAUCACAAAUUUGCUGCUGCAAACGCCGCUUCCGCAACUGCUGCGGCGGCAACAGCAACAACUUCAGGCAUCCUGUCAGGCACCACAAACGACGAGGACAGGACUAAUACACCGCCGGCACUUUCAUCUAGUUGUGCUUCUGCAGUAGCGUCACAUGUAAUGAGUGGCUUGCCCGGUUCCCAUCAUCCCCAUCACGGUGUUGCUGGACAUUCGCAACAGUAUCCAUACAGUUACGAUUGGGCAACAUCGCAUCAAGCAGCAGCUGCUGCUCAUCUUUCCGCGCAUCAAGCGGCUGCUGUCGCCGCUAAUGUCGCUUCUGUUUCUUCCACUUCAGCAGGUUCCUCCUGUGCGCCAUCAUUAGGUGCUUCUGGCAUACCGUCGCCGAACGCUGUUGCCAAAGCCGCGUUUCUUUCACCGACUACGGCAGCCGGUUUUGAUAUGAUGAAUCCCAUGUACCAGGCAGAUUUUUACGGGUCAAAUUUCCACGCAGCUCAUGCAGCAGCUGUUGCUAGUGGACACACCUGGGCAGCUUACGGUUAUCCACAGCAGUAUCCUUUCGGUGCACAUUCAUAUCCCGGAACAAUGGUUGCUGAUAUGACCGGUUUAGCAGGUUUGACUAAUUGCUAUAACUUUUUAUUGUUUUUCAUCACGUGA